UUGAAUACGCUAUUUGAACAUCAGCUUGAUUUUUUGAAAUUUGUAUUAAAUUGAGAUUCACUUGAGUGAAUCUCAAUUCCCCCAUUGUGAAUUCACCCAUAGUGGCAUGUAUAUGAAGCUAUAUUUUUCUAAAGUGGUUGUUCUACUUGACUUGUAAAUCUUUGGUAUAGCUUUGGUGGUUGUAAAGACUGUUUUGUUGUUCAUCAAGAUGAAUGUUCUUAUGUCAAUUUCUGAUUGGUUUUGGAAUGAAGAGAUUUGGUUGCCUCCAAACACAACUUGGGCUGAUCGGGUCUCCACCCCAGAAAACCAGCUGCCAAAAUUUAUGGACUUGUGGACAUACCCAUUCUAUAUUGCAGCAAGUUUCAUCUUCUUGAGGUACUUUAUUCUCAAUCCAUUCGUUUUCAGUCCUAUUGCUGUGAAGGUAGGAAUAAGAAAUGUUAAGCCUAAAACUGUUGUACCUGUACCAGUCCUAGAGAAGAUUUUUGCCAAAUAUAGGAAGAAUGUACCUGAAAAGGUAAUAUUAGAUGUUGCUGAAGAGCUGCAGUGGAGUGAGCGUAAAGUUGAACGCUGGCUUAGAGCAAGACUUGCCAUGAACCAUAUCAACACACAUACAAAAUUUAUUGAAUGUGCUUGGCAGUUCACAUACUACACAUUUGCUUUCAUUUUUGGUGUGUUUUGUCUGCAUAACAAACCUUGGCUGUACGAUAUCAACCACUGUUGGAUUGGCUAUCCAUACAACAAGCUUGACACAGAUGUUUGGUUUUAUUACAUGUUUUCCCUUGGAUUUUACUGGUCCAUGACUUUUACACAUUUUUAUGAGACACGCCGUAAAGACUUCUAUCAAAUGUUCUUCCAUCACUUGUUGACAAUAGCCCUGAUGGUCUUCUCUUUCACAUGCAAUUUUGUUCGUGUUGGAUCACUGAUGUUGCUUGUGCACGAUGUUGCUGACAUUCCCCUUCAAAUGAGCAAAAUGCUCAUAUAUCUUGAAUGGAAGAAGCUCUGUGAUGCUGUCUUUGCCUUUUUCUCAAUUCUUUGGAUCAUCACAAGGUGUGGAAUUUAUCCGUUGUGGAUUGUGUCAAAUACAUUGUUCUAUGCUGCAAAUCUGGUGCCCAUGCAUCCUGUGUACUACAUCUUCAACGUGCUGCUGUGUUCACUGGCUGUACUGCACUACUAUUGGACCUACUUCAUCCUGCGCAUCAUUGUCAACACGGCCGUCAAAGGCAAAGUUGAAGACGAUCGGUCGAGCUCGGACUGGCGGCCUCCUUCUGAAGAUGGCAGUGAUGGUGUCCUCAAGAGGUCCUAAUUUUUCCCCCAUUUGAGUCCUUCCAGAAAUGACAUUGAGACGCAGGCAUUGAAUUUCAAGUUCAAUUUUACUGCAUUCUGAUUUUUGUUCAGAAUUUUUCAGCUAAAAUAGCAUUAGUUGAUGCAGUUGGGCAAAAUUUGUUAAGAAAAUUUUUCUUUCAUCAUGCAAGAACAAACAAGGUCAUGAAAUGUUAAUUAUUGCCAUUCUAUUUCAGUCUAAUUCCCCAAAACCACUCAACUGCUUGUUUCCAAGUAACCAAAACCAAAAUUAUUACAAUUGAAAAUUAAAUUCAUGUAAUUUUAAACCAAUUUACUUUUCCAAAAACAGAUGUUCUGCUUAGAACUUUCCUUUGAUGCCAUUAGCGUGUGAUGAAGUUCCACCCAAUUCUUGGACUGGGGGUUUUAUGUUGGAACUGAAUCAUGUUCAUGCUUCUAUGAAGUAUGUUAAAUCAUUCAAUAAUGAAAUAAUGUUAAAGUUGAGAACUUAUUUUCUGGAAGCGAUUGAUAGGACAACAGUAUUCCCUCUAAGUGCCACGUUUGUAAAUGAGAUUUAAGUAUAGGUAUAUAUAUAAGUGUGUAUUUCAGUUCUUGUUGAUAACCUUGCAGAAAGUAUUUUAAUGAUCUUUAAAUUCUUUUUAUUGAAUUUCAAUAUGCUGAAACGUGAUGAAUUUAAUUCAGGAAAGAAAACGAUUUGUAGAAUUAAAAAAUCAGCUUAUUGUUAGAAUGCUACUGAUUUAAUCAAAGUUUUGUUCAUUGACACUGCAUCAAACUCAAAUAUGUAUUGUUGGGUUCCUCUUAAUAUAGGUUGGGUUCCUCUUUAUAUAGGUUGGGUUCACUAAUCUCAUUUAUGUCUGGAGAUUUUUUUUUGUGUUUGUGUCACUAGCAAUUUUUUGUGCUAGUUUUGUAGAACUGACGUAGAAAGUGUUGUUUGCCUGCUGCUGUACAGAUGCUUGUUUGUUUCCAGAUGUUUCUUAUUUUUGACCAAAAAGUGCUAGUUAGCGUAAUUUUCCAGGUAGUUGAGCAUUGCAGCGGACCAUCAAAUCUGUUACAGUAUGGAAAUUCCGUUCAAAACGAGAUCGUUAUUUUGUCAUCGUGUUGAAAAUGUCCACAGUUUAUGGAUACAGUGCUCCACACAAUCAUCCUUUGAUUGUUUACAUUCAAAAUUCAAAUCUUCACCAACAUGAUGCAUUCCGCAUAAUUAUGAAUUUAAAGUUACUUGGAAGGAUUUUUUUUGCAGUAGUGGUAGUAUUUUGAGCGAGUAGAAACCUCAAGAAGCAUUCUUAUGUAAAUAAAGAAUAGCUGAACCAUAUUACAGCCACAGUUACCGUAAAGUCAAGGUUUCAAUACGGAAACCAAGUUUAUCCUUAGACAGAAUCAUGACGUGGUCAUUUCUUUAAUUCAUAGUAAAUUUUUUCUAUCCUUUAGUAACGAAUGCAACUUUUAUUAAAAGAUGUAAAAUUUUCUAAUUUAAGGUGAUAUUGAUCCAUUGUAAAAUCAAAUAAUGUACGCUUUUUUACGUCAUUAUCUAGGCUGGCUUGCCAAACCACUCUUUAUCUUAGAAAAUGAGUACCUAGUUCAGUGUGUAUGUAUGAUGGGUGAUGGUACUUCAAAUCUACUGCUACUUUUUAUAAUUUAAUAAAGGCUAAAUUAUCUUGA
Messenger RNA from Hyalella azteca, 2958 nucleotides. RefSeq names its product ceramide synthase 6-like. Gene Ontology annotation, cellular component: membrane. Bases 209 to 1303 code for a protein of 364 amino acids. The transcript has a single exon. Gene Ontology annotation, molecular function: sphingosine N-acyltransferase activity. Gene Ontology annotation, biological process: ceramide biosynthetic process. NCBI's taxonomy places the organism in Eukaryota, Metazoa, Arthropoda, Malacostraca, Amphipoda, Hyalellidae. The record is from RefSeq and is a predicted model, not a curated record.